Messenger RNA from Ictalurus furcatus (blue catfish), 7134 nucleotides. RefSeq lists its product as uncharacterized. The coding region runs from base 64 to 3696 and encodes 1210 amino acids. NCBI's taxonomy places the organism in Eukaryota, Metazoa, Chordata, Actinopteri, Siluriformes, Ictaluridae. The transcript is spliced from 13 exons. The record is from RefSeq and is a predicted model, not a curated record. Gene Ontology annotation, molecular function: zinc ion binding; protein binding.
UCUCUCUCUCUCUCUCUCUCUCUCUCUCUCUCUCUCUCUCUCUCAGUGUGUGAGUGCAGGAAAAUGGCAGAAUCCAGUAUUUCAGUAGAUCAGAAUCAUUUCAGCUGUCCAGUGUGUCUGGAUCUCCUGAAGGAUCCAGUAGUUACUCCCUGUGGACACAGUUACUGUAAGGUGUGUAUUAAUGGCUGCUGGGAUCAGGAGGAUGUGAAGGGCGUCUACAGCUGUCCCCAGUGUAGAGAGACUUUCACUCCAAGGCCUGUUCUACGCAGGAACAACAUGCUGGCUGAAGUGGUGGAGAAACUGAAGAAGACUGAACUCCACGCUGCUUCUCCUGCUCACUGUUACGCUGGACCUGGAGAUGUGGCGUGUGAUUUCUGCACCGGGAGAAAACACAAAGCUGUCAAGUCCUGUCUGGUGUGUCUGGCCUCCUUUUGUGAAGAUCAUCUUAAACCUCACUUUCAGUCUCCUGCCUUUAAGAAGCACAACUUAGUUGAAGCCUGUGCAGAGCUCCAAGAGAAGAUCUGCUCUCAGCACGACAAACUGAUCGAGAUCUUCUGUCGCACUGACCAAAGCUUCAUCUGUUAUUUGUGUUCGAUGGAUGAACAUAAAGGUCAUGAUACGGUUGCAGCUAAAGCAGAAAGAAUGAAAAAACAGAAUGAGCUACAGGAGGAGCAGAUGAAAUCCCAGCAGAGGAUCCAGGAGAAGCAGGAGAAGGUGCAGGAGCUGAAACAGACUGUGGACACUAUUAAGAUGCGUUCACAGGCAGCAGUAGAUGAGAGUGAGAAGAUCUUUACUGAGAUGAUCAGCUCCAUGGAGAAAAAGCGCUCGGAGGUGAAGGAGCUGAUCAGAGCUCAGGAGAAAGCUGAACUGAGUCUAGCUGAACGACGCCUGAAGCAACUGGAGCAGGAGAUUGCUGAUCUUAAGAGGAGAGUCACUGAGCUGGAGCAGCUUUCACACACACACGAUCACAUCCACUUCCUCCAGAGUUUCCCGUCUCUCUGUGUUUCUCCUGGAUCUGAGGACUCACCCAGCUUCACUGUCCAUCAACAUCUCUCAUUUGAUGGAGUGACGAAAUCUCUCUCAGAUCUGAAAAAACGAGUGGAGGAAAUCUGUGAGGUGGAAUUCAACAAAAUCCGUCCACAAGCUGCAGCAGUUCAGAUAAUUUUACUCUCAGAACCAGAGAGCAGAGAAGAUUUUCUGCAGUAUUUCUGUUAUCUGACUCUGGAUCCCAACACAGUAAAUCAUGACCUCAUUCUGUCUGAGAAGAACAGAGCGGUGAAGCGCAAGGGGAGAAAUCAGCGAUACUCUGAUCAUCCAGAGAGAUUUGACUUCUGGCCUCAGGUGUUGUGUAAGGAGAGUGUGUGUGGACGCUGUUACUGGGAGGUGCAGUGGAACGGUGUUGGUGUGUUCAUAUCAGUCUCAUAUAAAGAGAUCAGCAGGGAAGGACGGGGUGAUGAGUGCAAGUUUGGACUCAACAGUCAGUCCUGGAGUCUGUGUUGUGCUUCUACUUCUUCUGUCUCUUUCCAGCACAAUGGGAUUAGGACUGCGCUCCGAGGUCCAGCGUCCUCCAGAAUAGGAGUGUAUGUGGAUCACAGUGCAGGAACUCUGUCCUUCUACAGCGUCUCUGACACGAUGAAGCUCCUCCACAGAGUCCACACCACAUUCACUCAGCCUCUAUACGCUGGGUUCUGGCUACCUUUUCAUAACUCAACUAUCAUGUUUUCUGAGGGUCCUUCUGCACAAACCAAGGGUUUUCACAUCCAUGCUAAAGGUCCAUCUUCCAAACUGUGGGACCUUCAGAUCAAACUGGGCGUUCUUCUGCCCAAAAUGAGGGUUCUUUCACCCAGUCUGAAGCCACACCCACUCUGUCUGUCUGCCCAUUCUCUCACGCCCACUCUGUCUGUCGCUCUAUACACACACAGAACCAGGAACUUCAUUUCAGAGAAAACGAAACUCAGAGUCUCUCUCUCUCUCUCUCUCUCUCUCUCUCUCUCUCUCUCAGUGUGUGAGUGCAGGAAAAUGGCAGAAUCCAGUAUUUCAGUAGCUCAGCUUUCAGUAGAUCAGUUCAGCUGUCCAGUGUGUCUGGAUCUGCUGAAGGAUCCAGUAGCUAUUCCCUGUGGACACAGUUUCUGUAAGGUGUGUAUUAAUGGCUGCUGGGAUCAGGAGGAUCUGAAGGGCGUCUACAGCUGUCCCCAGUGUAGAGAGACUUUCACUCCAAGGCCUGUUCUACGCAGGAACAACAUGCUGGCUGAAGUGGUGGAGAAACUGAAGAAGACUGAACUCCACGCUGCUUCUCCUGCUCACUGUUACGCUGGACCUGGAGAUGUGGAGUGUGAUUUCUGCACCGGGAGAAAACACAAAGCUGUCAAGUCCUGUCUGGUGUGUCUGGCCUCCUAUUGUGAAGAUCACCUUAAACCUCACUUUCAGUCUCCUGCCUUUAAGAAGCACAAGUUAGUGGAAGCCUGUGCAGAGCUCCAAGAGAAGAUCUGCUCUCAGCACGACAAACUGAUCGAGAUCUUCUGUCGUACUGACCAAAGCUUCAUCUGUUACUUGUGUUCGAUGGAUGAUCACAGAGGCCAUGAUACGGUUUCAACUAAAGCAGAAAGAAUGAAAAAACAGAAUGAGCUACAGGAGGAGCAGAUGAAAUCCCAGCAGAGGAUCCAGGAGAAGCAGGAGAAGGUGCAGGAGCUGAAACAGACUGUGGACACUAUUAAGAUGCGUUCACAGGCAGCAGUAGAUGAGAGUGAGAAGAUCUUUACUGAGAUGAUCAGCUCCAUGGAGAAAAAGCGCUCGGAGGUGAGGGAGCUGAUCAGAGCUCAGGAGAAAGCUGAUCUGAGUCGAGCUGAACGACUCCUGAAGCAACUGGAGCAGGAGAUUGCUGAUCUUAAGAGGAGAGUCACUGAGCUGGAGCAGCUUUCACACAUACACGAUCACAUCCACUUCCUCCAGAGUUUCCCGUCUCUCUGUGUUUCUCCUGGAUCUGAGGACUCACCCAGCUUCACUGUCCAUCAACAUCUCUCAUUUGAUGGAGUGACGAAAUCUCUCUCAGAUCUGAAAAAACGAAUCGAGGAAAUCUGUGAGGAGGAAUUCAACAAAAUCCAUCCACAAGCUGCAGCAGUUCACAUGAUUUUACUCUCAGAACCAGAAUACAGAGAAGAUUUUCUGCAGUAUUUCUGUUAUCUGACUCUGGAUCCCAACACAGUACAUCAUCACCUCAUUCUGUCUGAGAAGAACAGAGCGGUGAAGCGCAGUGAGAGAAAACAGCGAUACUCUGAUCAUCCAGAGAGAUUUAACUCCUUGUAUCAGGUGUUGUGUAAGGAGAGUGUGUGUGGACGCUGUUUCUGGGAGGUGGAGUGGAGCGGUGUUGUGUACAUAUCAGUCUCAUAUAAAGAGAUCAGCAGGAAAGGACGGGGUGAUGAGUGUGGGUUUGGACUCAACAGUCAGUCCUGGAGUCUGUGGUGUUCUUCUUCCUCUGUCUCUUUCUUCCACAACGACAUUGAGACUGAUCUCCGAGGUCCAGUGUCCUCCAGAAUAGGAGUGUAUGUGGACCACAGUGCAGGAACUCUGUCCUUCUACAGCGUCUCUGACACGAUGAAGCUCCUCCACAGAGUCCACACCACAUUCACUCAGCCUCUAUACGCUGGGUUUGGUAUGUGGAGUUCUGACUCGACUGUGAGGUUCUGUGAUCUGAAAUGAAAUGUUGGUAAAAGUUUUUAGUAAAAUUAAAGCUGAGGUGUUAGAUUUAUUUUCUCCCCGAGUUAGAAUGGCACUUUUGUGUGCAGAAACUGUAACAGUGCUACAUUAUUAUUAUUAUUAUUAUUAUUAUUAUUAUUAUUAUUACUAUUAUUAUUAUUAUUAAAAUGUUUUGGAUAAAUAAUUCAUACAUUAUGACGGCGGUAAAUCUAUCUAUCUGUAUAUCUAAAAGUAUUGGAAAACUCUAAAUCUCUAAAGCUAUAAAUUUAUGCUAGCAACAUGCAAAAUCAUGCUAGCAACAUGCUAUUUCAUGUGAGCAAUAUGCUAAUUCAUGCUAGCAACCUGCUAGCUACAUGCUAAAUCAUGCUAGCAACAUGCUAACUCAUGUUAGCAACAUGCUAAAUCAUGCUAGCAACAUGCUACUUCAUGGUAGCAACAUGCUAAAUCAGGCUAGCAACAUGCUAAAUCAUGUUAGCAAUACGCUAAUUCAUGCUAGCAAUAUGCUAAUUCAUGCUAGCAACGUGCUAGCUACAUGCUAAUUCAUGCUAGCAACGUGCUAGUAACAUGUUAUUUCAUGCUAGCAACAUGUUAAUUCAUGCUAGCAACGUGCUAGCACAUGCUAAAUCAUGCUAGCACGUGCUAAAUCAUGUUAGCAACAUGCUACUUCAUGGUAGCAACAUGCUAAAUCAUGUUAGCAACAUGCUAAUUCAUGCUAGCAAUGUGCUAAACCACCCAGAACACCCUAGCAACUGCUUAGCAACACCCUAGUAACCAGCCAAAACACCCUAGCAACCACCCAUAACACUCUAGCAACCACCAAUCUGUCUGUCUAUCUAUAUAAUUAACUCUAUAAUGAUGGUCACUCUGUCUAUAUUUCAGACUCUCUUUCUCAAGCCAACAUCAAAGUUUGUCGUGAUGAACUUUACCUAUAUAGUUUUAUUUUAUAUCUUUAACCAUUUUCUGGUCAGGAGUCAGGUAACACACAGUGCACUCUGAGAGCAUAAACAACAAUUUCAGAAGUUUUAAAAAUAUAUUAAAAAGUAACUACUAUAUCUCAUUGACACACAAGAAUUCAGAGCCUUUUCUGAGACACUUGAAACUGAGCUCAGGUGCAUCCUGUGAUCAUCUUAGAGAUGUUUCUACAACUUGAUUAAAGUUCUCCUGUGGUAAAUUCAGUUGACUGGUGUAGGGGAAAUGCGUCUGUUUAUACAGGAAGCACUAGAAAUGUGGGGUACAGUCAGGUCCGUAAAUAUUUGGACAUUGAUAAAGUUAUUGUUAAUUUUAGCUGUCUACUACAGUGUAUUGGAGAUGAAAUUAAAGAAUGAAUAUGAGCUCAAAGUGCAGACUUUCAUCUUUAAUUUGAGGAUAUUUACAUCCAAAUCAGGUGUAGGAAUUACAGCACUUUUUAUAAUUCCCUCAUUAUUCCCUCAUUCUUUCACUUACAAGUAAGCAGAUAAAAGUGUAGAGUUGAUUUCAGGUGUGGCGUUUGCAUUUGGAAUCUGUUCUUGUUAACUCUCAAUAUGAAGUCCAAAGAGCUGUCACUGCCAGUGAAGCGAGCCAUCAUUAGGCUGAAAAAUCUAAACAAACCCAAAAACAUUAGGUGUGGCCAAAUCAACUAUUCAGUACGUUCUUACAAAAAGAAAGAAUGUGUGUUGUGCAUGUACAGAGGUCACAUUUUCUCCAGGAAUCUGUUCAUCAGUGGCUCAAACCCCUCCUGCACUCUUAAAAAAAGUGCCACAAAGAACCAAACAGGGUGUUUCAUAGCGAGGCCUUAGAAGAACGUUUUCAGGUUCUACAAAGAACCCCGUUUCAAAGGUUCUUUAAAGAACCAGUCAAAAAAAAAAUGUUCUUUAUGGCACCAAUAGAUCCAAAACUGCUUAAAAUUAACUAGGAUUUUUUUCUGCAAUUAAACAAAUUUUCUCACAUACAUUGUUUAAAAAAAACUAGAGUAACAAGACUCAAAAAGAUGAUUAUUUAUUGAAUUACAAGUCGAUCUGUGUGUGUGUGUGUGUGUGUGUGAGAGAGAGAGAGAGAGUGAGAGAGAGAGAGUAUAUUAAUACAUAACAUUUAACUCAAUUGUGACAAUUUUAAGAACAAUUUUAAACAAUGCAGCAGAUCUUUUUCUUGGCAUCACAUACUUAUGUCAACCUUAAAAUGUACAGGGUUUGCUAGUAAGCAAGCUAACAUUCCCAAUUUGAUGAUUUUUUUGCAGUUCGUUUCCAAAUUCAGUUAUUUAUUCCCAAUAUUGUGUUCAUUCUCUGUACUCAGGACAAAUUUCAUUUGCAUGAUUUCACUGCUAGAGGGAACAAAAGAUGAAAUACGUAACAUAUUGAAUUAUCUUGUGAGCUUCAGCCAGAAAGCCCUUGUAGUUCAACGACCACCAGAUGGAACAGAAAUGAAUUAUUAAAACGAUAAAGAAGAGUCCCCUGAUUUGGAAUAGACAUUGUUGUUUAGAAAGACAGUUAGAUACCUUACUCAGUCAUAUUAGAUAGAAAGCUUGUUGAGAUCAGUUAUGAGCUCAAGUGAUAAAUAAUGCGUGAUUGCCCAAUGACUGAAUUUUAAAUUUCCCAACAUUAUGUAUUUACUCCUCUGGCUACAAAAUAUUUCUUACACACACACACACACACACACACACACACACACAACAGCAGUCGUGGCUUCAUGAGAAAGAACCUUAUCUUAACGUCUUCAUACUGGGACAAAAGGGUUCUGUGAUCCUUCCGUUGUUGCUCCCGCUCCUAGAAGACAACCAUGAGGAAGAAGAGGUUCAAACUUAAUGAGUGCUUAAUGUUCACAUCAGCAAUUGUUUUGAGUUUGCAGGUAUUUGUUUUACUUUUGGCCAUACGAUUGUAAAAAUCUCUUUUUAUUUGCACCUCUAAAUUGUUACUAAUUCUUUUCUCACUUAUGUUCAGAAUCUCUUCAUAAAUCCUUUGGGUCUCAUGGAGUUAUCCCUCAAACUUCUCCACUGACCCUUGCAAUGUUUGUACCUGGUCCUUCAGGAAGACGCUGUCGUUCUUCAGAGUACUCUGAGCACAUGAAAUUGAUAAGGUUUUCAGACAGUACAAAUUACCAACAUUAGUAUUUUGUUGUACUCUGUUGUACUCCAUACAUGUUUAUAUUAGAAGUACAAAUUAAUGCAAGGCUUAAAAUAACUUGACACCUUUCCUGUGAGUCUCACACAGCUGUUCCUUCAACUUCUCCAUUGAGUUGUGCAGUGUUUUCCCCUGCUCCAACAGAAUGGAGUUCUUGUACUCCAGCUGAACGUUGGACUCUAGAGUAAUCUUAUCUUUCGCCUCAGUUUCAGCCAGAGAGGACUGGACAUUCAACAAAAAAUGUUAUCAGCUUUAUUUACUUAAAAUAAAUAAGUUUCUCAAAUUAUCAUCCCAAGACCAUUACUUUUCAUUUUUGUUACCUUUUAAUGCAAAUACUUAAUAUCUUUAU